GAACGAUUUGCACUCGUGCUCCCUCUUAAGCUUGCAUUGGAAUGAAAUAGACGCUGGCCCUCUUGCGCACAUGAAUUUGCUACAAUGGGUUUGAAGAUGGCUGAAUACGAACCCUUUCCAGUCUCAGGUUACUUCUCCAAGCCCGAUCCCGCUACCCCGAAGACCGACCCCGACUUCCUUCCCUACUGGGCUCGCUGUCGUGUGCAGUGUGCUCAGAAUUUGUUGGACUCUUCCGACGAGCCGAUCGAGUACGACGACGACGACGAGGACUAUAGUGAUAAUCGCUUCUUCUUUCCGGAGGAUUGCUCGUGGACCCCGCCCAAGGACUGGUCCGUGGAGGCGCAUUGCCGAACGAUAAAGGAGAUACCCAUCAUCCAAGUGCAAAGACAUACUUCGACCGGCCUUGACGCCACCGACACGAUGAUUCCUGGACUUCCUGAUAUUAAGAUGCUGGACUCGGAGGCGCUGGGAGACCUUCUGGAGGAUAAUUUAUCCCCACCGGAGAUCACGACCAUUCUUGUGUUCGCCACAAACGGUGCCGUCUUCGCCUACGGCUCCUGCCUCUCCUCCCGCCAACUACGAAACCUCAGCGCAACCUACGGUGCGGCCUACACAUGUUACGCUAAGACAGCCUCAAGUGGCAACCUAACAGGCGUAAACCCCGCCAGCCACCCAUCAUCCUACGUGACAGCUCAGUCCAUGUCACUAGGCGAUGUGGGGUCGAUCGUCUUCGAACUGGACGAGUCAGUCGCAGUAGUGACCCGAAUCGCCGACAGAGUCCUGCUAGCCGCUGUGGGGCCAUCCAAACUCGACGAAGAAGCAACGAAUGGCGACGAUAUAGUCGAUGGUGUGACAGGUGAUUCUGGGAAUGGGGCCACAUCAGAUGGGUCUCAGGGCGAUGGCCACCACACACCCACGGCAGCAUCUCCGAACCCCGCCGUUCGCAAUGGCAAUCUUGAUGCCCAACAUGAGAUCGACCGCAGUGCUGAUCUUGCUCGCUUGGCUAGUCUGAACUUGUCUGCUUCACCUUCCGUUCUGCUUGCCCUAGAGUCCAAAUGUGCUGCUCUGGGUAGGUUUCUUGGGCAGAAACUUCAUGACUUGGAAAGUCCGGAGGAUUUUUGA
This is a messenger RNA of Penicillium cinerascens, 1122 nucleotides long. RefSeq lists its product as uncharacterized. The transcript is spliced from 2 exons. Bases 85 to 1122 code for a protein of 345 amino acids. The record is from RefSeq and is a predicted model, not a curated record. NCBI's taxonomy places the organism in Eukaryota, Fungi, Ascomycota, Eurotiomycetes, Eurotiales, Aspergillaceae.